Molecule: messenger RNA, 2589 nt
Organism: Psammomys obesus (fat sand rat)
Lineage: Eukaryota; Metazoa; Chordata; Mammalia; Rodentia; Muridae
Gene: Sash3
Product: SAM and SH3 domain containing 3
Exons: 8
Coding region: 138-1283 (381 amino acids)
Biological process (GO): positive regulation of B cell proliferation; positive regulation of adaptive immune response; positive regulation of immunoglobulin production
Cellular component (GO): cytoplasm; nucleus
Molecular function (GO): protein binding
Source: RefSeq, a predicted model, not a curated record
ACUGUAGCAGUAAGAGUAGCAGCUGGAGGCUCAGUCUAUGCUGUGCCACUUUGCUGGUGCUGGGGAAGCUUAUAAAGAGACGUUGGCAUUUUAAUACCUUGGAGAACGGAGCAGGAGUGUCAUCACAGCAGAGGACCAUGUUGCGUCGUAAACCCUCCAAUGCCAGUGACAAGGAGCCCACUCAGAAGAAAAAGCUCUCACUUCAGCGCUCCAGCAGCUUCAAGGAUUUUGCCAAAUCCAAGCCCAGCUCCCCUGUGGUGAGCGAGAAAGAAUUUAACCUGGAUGAUAAUAUUCCAGAAGAUGACUCCGGUGUUCUUACCCCAGAGGAUUCUGGGAAGAGUAGCAAAAAGUUGGGAAAGAAGUGGAGGGCAGUCAUUUCCCGAACCAUGAACAGGAAGAUGGGCAAGAUGAUGGUGAAGGCCUUGUCAGAGGAGAUGGGAGACAUGCUGGAGGAGGGCUCUGUUUCCCCAGCAUCUCCAGACUGCAGCCUAGACAGCCCCGGUCCUGAGAAGAUGGCCCUGGCCUUUUCUGAGCAGGAGGAGCGGGAAGUGCCAGCACUCAGCCGCCAGACGUCAACAGGCAGUGAACUCUGUAGCCCUGGCCCAGGCUCUGGAAGCUUCAUGGAAGAGUCACCUGCUCCCCAGUACACAGGGCCUUUCUGUGGGCGUGCUCAAGUCCACACUGACUUCACUCCCAGCCCUUACGACCACGACUCACUGAAACUGCAGAAAGGAGAUGUGAUCCAGAUCAUUGAAAAGCCACCUGUGGGAACUUGGCUGGGCCUGCUCAAUGGCAAGCUGGGCUCUUUCAAAUUCAUCUAUGUGGAUGUGCUACCAGAGGAGGCUGUGGGACCUGUGCGCCCCAGCCGCCGACAGAGCAAAGGCAAGAGGCCCAAGCCCAAGACUCUGCAUGAACUGCUGGAGCGCAUUGGCCUGAAGGAGCACACAUCCACUCUGCUGCUCAAUGGCUACCAGACACUGGAAGACUUCAAAGAGCUGCGGGAAACACACCUCAAUGAGCUGAAUAUUAUGGACCCACAGCACCGGGCAAAGCUGCUCACAGCUGCAGAGCUGCUGCUGGACUACGACACCGCUGGCAGCGAAGAGGCUGAAGAAGGUGCAGAGAGCAGCCAGGAGCCUUUGGUGCACACAGUGUCAGAACUCAAGGUGGACAUCCCACGCGACUCUGGCUGCUUCGAGGGUUCAGAAAGUGGGCGUGAUGAGGCAGAGCUGGCAGGCACAGAGGAGCAGCUGCAGGGUCUCUCCCUGGCAGGGGCACCUUGAAGUGAAGAUGGCAUAGGCCGAGGCUGAGCCCUAGCUGCAGAGACUGCAGGGAUGGGCGGGGCCUCCCAUAAUGGCUCAGGAUCAGAGGACUGGUGCAGAAUCUGGCCCUUCUUCCCCAGGGAGGCUUAUGGCUGAAGGCCCUGCCAGGUUGCUAUAGGUUCAGACAGAGUGAAUAAGGGACUGCCAAAAGGCAUACACCACCUUUUUGGACCCUCCCCCUCUACCAGUGACUGACAGAAUAACCACUUCUGGCAUCUCCUAUUCUCUCACUAUGGCCUUACAAGUGGGACACCAAGGAAUCUAGCCAUGCCAUGUGACCAUGCCCCCCCCCCAAACUCUCUUACCUUCACACCACUGUCAUACUGCUUCUAAGAAGGACACCAAACUACUGUUUCAAACCAGUCUUUAAAGCCCUAAGGAAGCUGGCUCUUUCAAAGGACCUCAGUUGGACAUUGGUGAGUCCAGAAUUCCUUAAAUGAGGUUUGAAGGAAGCCUCACAUACUGUCUCCACUACUCUUCUCAGAGUUCUAGAGGUCUGACUACUAAGUCACCAUGAGACUUGAACUAUAUGUCUGCCUUAUUUUUGGCUUCAGCUUGGUAAGGAUUCAAAUGGUCAGUUAUUGAGGGCUCCACAAGCUGAUAAUUCUGCACCUUUAAAUAUGUGCUCUCCAGCUGCCUGCCAUCCAGGAUACCAGUGGACUUCCUGAAGAGGCUGGAAGGGCCUAAAGUGUCCAAUGAAAUAGCUCUUCCUUCUCAUCCAUUUCAUACCUUUCCAUGUGACUCAAACUGAGUGGCAACUUUUCCCAGCUUAAAAAAAGAUUCCCAUAUCUCAUACUAGAAGUGACCCCACUUAUUCCUUGGCCCCUUAAAACACAGUUUCUCACAGGAUGAUUGAAGAUGGAUACACCUUCCAUGGCACAACUGCCUCCUGAAAGUCAGAUACAGGUAUGGGCCCAGGCUUGUUCAUUUAUGUGGAUCUUCGUAAGCAAAGGCAGGCUUUUGCUUGCCAUUGGAGGCUCCACUACACCCAACAUUGAUUUGCUGAAAGUUUUAGUGUCCUAGCUCCAAAGUGUCAGUAGAUCGUCACAUCUAUUACGGGUACCCUUGACUUCAGUAGCAAAAGAAGCUCUUCCUGAUGCAAGCUCAACUGUGCCCAUCACAGGUAGGACUACCUGCUUAGUGAGUGGGCAUGCUUCUGAUCUCCUACCAAGAACUUUCAUAAAAUCUAGUUUGGGUAAAGGAGUUGAAUGUAAAUAAAGGACGGUGGACAGACAAAUUAGUAUAAAUAAAUAUAAAUAAAACUUAA